Ornithodoros turicata is the source of this 2766-nucleotide messenger RNA. RefSeq lists its product as uncharacterized. NCBI's taxonomy places the organism in Eukaryota, Metazoa, Arthropoda, Arachnida, Ixodida, Argasidae. The record is from RefSeq and is a predicted model, not a curated record. The transcript has 3 exons. The coding region runs from base 1 to 2766 and encodes 921 amino acids. Gene Ontology annotation, biological process: DNA integration. Gene Ontology annotation, molecular function: nucleic acid binding; zinc ion binding.
AUGGACGUUGUAUCACUGGUUGCCGCUGGGAGAGAGUUAGGUUUGGAGGGAGCUGAGUUAAGGGAAUGGAUUCAGGCCCAGGAGGCGAAACUUCAGGCAACAGAGAGAGAGAAGCGCGCUGCAGAUCGGGAGGCUGCAAAGGAAGCAGCAGCAACUGCGAAAGAAGCAGCAGAGUUACGUUUGAGGGAGUUAGAAGCGACAAACGAGGCGCGCAAGGCUGAAGCAGACCUAAUCGAAAGGAAGUUGAGAUUACUUGAACUUGAGGGUGCAAGGCCAGCGCCUGCGGUUUCGCAAACGAACCAUGUUCCAAUGCUCGGGUUACAAAAGGGCAUGGCGCUGUUCGAUGAACGAAAAGACGAUCUGCAUGCGUAUUUACUUCGAUUCGAGCGAGUAGCUAAGAGUCAGAAAUGGCCGGAGAGUCAUUGGGCAGCAUCGUUGAGUAUGUGCUUGACAGGAGAGGCGUUGGGAGUGUAUUCACGGGUCGCCCCAGAACACUGUGGUGAUUAUGAGAAGGUGAAGGCAGCGUUGUUCAAGCGCUUUCGCCUAACUGCUGAAGGGUUCCGUGAGAGGUUCCGGAUUGCGGCAGGAGACUAUAAGGAGCUCCGUGAACUUGUCAUAAGGGAGCAGUUCGUUUUGGAUUGUUCCAACGCCGUUGCACUCUUCCUGAAGGAGAAGAAACUAAAAUCAUUAGAAGAAAUAGCCGAAGCUGCCGAUGACUACAUGGAAGCUCAUGGCAUUCGUAAUUGGAGCUCGAAACAAGGCGAAACCCAGAAAGCGGUAAAAGGUGGUACAGGCAUAACGAAGGGACAAGAUCCAGCGAAACUCGGGCCUGGGGAUCAAAAGGACAAAUCCAGUCAGGGUAGACCACCACAAGACGAAAAGAGUCCGCCUAGAUGCUACCUUUGCGGAAAGAUGGGUCACAUCGCCAACCAAUGUAGAAGCAUAUGGCAUAAAAGAAACGACAGCAUCCGAUGCAACAACUGCGGGAAGGUGGGUCAUAGAGCUGAAGCGUGCAGAGGCAAGCUGGAGGGGCAGGCCGAUAAAACGAGCCAAGCGCAAAGUUCAUGUUUUGUAGCGACAGGGCCACGAUCUCUGCGAAGUAACAUAGAAGACGGCUAUGUUGAGCUGAAAAGUGGUGACAGAGUUCCUGUUGUCAACGCAGUCUUGUCCAGCAAGAUAAAGGUUCUAGCCCGAGAUUUACCAGUUGUCGAAGGCAGAAUAGGGCAGACGAAGGUGACUGUACUUCGAGACACUGGGAGCAACACCGUUGUAGUCCGAAGAGAACUGGUUCAGGAUUCUCAGCUCACUGGACAGGUUGGGCUGGUGUACCUCGUAGAUGGGACCAUGAGGCGAUUGCCCGAGGCUGUAGUGUCCAUAAGGACUCCUUAUUUUUCUGGGGACGUUACGACAAAAGUAAUGGACACACUGUUGUACGACGUGAUACUGGGCAAUAACCCCGGGGUGCGAGCCGCUGACGACCCAGAUGAAGACUGGGAUAGGAGAGAGAAAAUUCUCUCAGGUGCGUCCGCAUCUACAGAGGAAGAUUUCGACGGCCGGGAUUGCAGCUUGUUUGGAACUCAAGGAAGUCAUGAUGGAGUUGAAACUGGAGCUGCGGUUGCGGACGUCUCCGAAAUCACGGGAAAUACUACGAUGGCCGUCGUCACAAGGAGCCAAAGCAAGGCCGCGGAAAGGCCCCUGCCUAAAUUGCGAGUAACGCAGAUCGACGGUGGACCGGCCGACGUCGCAUCAUUGAUCAAGGCACAAGAGGAGGAUGCCACGUUACGAACAUGUCAUCGUAAAACAGGACAAGUACAGCAAUGCCACAAUACGAACAAGACGUUCGAGUUCAUUAAAGAGGAAGGUGUGCUGUAUCGGAGAUAUCAUAUCGACGAAGGGAGGACACUGCAACAGUUGGUGGCGCCAAGGGUGCAGGCUGACGUGCAAAGGUUCGUCCGAUCCUGCGACAGCUGUCAGAAAACAACCCCAAAAGGACGAAUUGCGAGAGCGCCGCUCCAGUCGAUGCCCAAGAUCGACACUCCGUUCGAAAGGGUGGCGGUCGACAUCGUUGGACCUAUUUCGCCGCCCUCACGAUCAGGCAACCGCUACAUAUUGACCUUGGUGGACUUCGCGACACGCUAUCCUGAUGCUAUUCCUCUGAGGUCAAUAGAGACAGAACGAGUCGCGGAGGGGCUUGUGGAAAUCCUUUCCAGAGUCGGCAUCCCUAAAGAGAUCCUUAGCGACCGGGGCAGCAACUUCGUGUCAGGUCUGAUGCGAGAAGUGGGCCGUCUCCUAUCAAUCAGACAGAUGCAAACGACUCCCUAUCACCCCAUGGGAAACGGCUUAGUCGAACAUUUCAAUGGAACUCUGAAGAGCAUGUUACGACGAAUGUGCGAAGAGGGGCCGACCGAUUGGGACAGAUACUUGCCAGAAUUACUAUUCGCGUACCGAGAAGUCCCACAGAAAAGCCUCGUAUUCUCACCGUUUGAUAUGCUGUACAGAAGACUGGUUCGGGGCCCGCUAACUGUACUGAAGGAGAUGUGGACUAAGAUGGAUAUUCCUGAGGAGACCAGGACAACAUACGAAUACGUCGUAAAUCUGAGAAAUCGACUGGAACAUACCUGCAAAUUGGCCCACGAUACGCUGGAAAAAUCAGGAGCGAGAUACCGCAGGUUCUACAAUGCCAAAUCUCGAGAGCUCAAACUAGCCGCAGGAGACGAAGUGCUGGUGCUACUUCCAACAGACAAUAAUAAAUUAUUAGUAGUAUAG